GAUUAGCUUCCGAUAAGCUGGCAAAUCCCCCGCUUUCCUUCCCGUGGGCUUAUCUUAUCGCCUGGUCAGUGCAUGUGCAAGGGAUGGGGGGAUUCGACGCAUCUUGCCAGGUUGGAUUGGACAAGACAAGUGAUAAGUAGCCGAGGGGCAGCAUCUUCUCCUGUCUGAUUCUUACUUUAGAUCUCCUUCAAUAGACCUCGUAGUCAUGAAUAUGCCUUCAGAUUCCGCUGUUCCUUCCGAGCGCCACGAUGCCGAUGACACAACCGCCCUUGGAUCGCGCGUGUUACGCAAGGUGGAUAGACGGCUGAUUCCCCUGCUCUUCGUCACCUACCUGCUCAAUUACAUGGACAAGGCCAUUCUUUCCAGCGCUUCUGUGUUCGGGUUGACAGAAGACACGCAUCUGGUCGGACAGCAAUACAGCUGGGUUUCGAGUAUCUUCUACUUCGGGUAUUUCUUCUGGGAAUGGCCCACCAACCUGUUAAUUCCACGAGUGCCGGUGGCCAAGUACCUGGGACUCAACACGCUCUUUUGGGGCGCGGUGGUUGCGCUCACAGCCGCUUGUGUGAAUUAUGGCGGUCUCUUGGCUGUUCGGUUCCUGCUCGGGGUUGCAGAAGCCACCAUCACACCCGCUUUCAUGUUCAUCACCUCGACUUGGUACACCCGGGAUGAGAUUCCGUUCCGGACGGGGAUCUGGUUCUCGGGGAACUCGGUCGGUGGUCUCAUCGCUAGCCUACUGGCUUAUGGCAUCGGACACAUUGAGCACCCACUCCGACCGUGGAUGUGGAUGUUUAUCAUCCUAGGUAUUGCUACCUUUCUGUGGGGGUUUGUUCUUCUGGCAUUCUUGCCGGACAGUAUCUCCAGCGCCCGUUUCCUGAGCUCCGAGGAGCGGGAAUAUAUGAGCAAUCGUGCUGUGAUUGCUGGUACAGGACGUACGGAGCAUACCACAUGGAAAUGGGAGCAGGCCGUGGAAUGUGUUCAGGACCCGAAAACUUGGCAUCUUUUUGCCAUCGCUCUGUUGACCCAGAUACCAAACGGAGGCACCCAGAAUUUCGGGAACCUGGUGAUCAAGUCCUUUGGAUUUACGUCCUUACAAUCGACCCUGAUCAACAUCCCUGCGAGUGUGAUUAGUGCGGCCACCAUUGCCAUGACCGGGUGGCUGGCGGGUCGAUCCAACAAGCUUAACUGUAUCUUGAUAGUGUGCGUGAUCAUCUUUCCCAUCAUUGGCAGCGCAAUCAUCUACGCUCGUGCGCAUUAUGUGCCCCUGGGAGCGCAACUCUUCGGGUACUUUCUUCUUUCGACAGGGCCGGGGGCGUUGCCACUGGUGAUGUCUCUGCUACAGAGCAACUAUCGGGGCGUCACGAAGAAGAUGACGAUGACCGCCAUGAUGUUCGUCGCGUAUUGUGCGGGCAACAUCGCCGGACCACAGCUGUUCCGAACCAGUGAGGCACCGACGUACCCGACAUCGUUCCGGGCCAUUUUGAUCUGUUAUAUCAUUGUUGUUGGGCUGGUCAUCUCUUUGCGCUGCUACCUGCAAUGGCUUAACGCGAAACGAGACCGUGACGAGGGGAUACAGGGCAGUGCCAGUUUAGCGGGCGCUGUAGGAGGGAAGGUGGUCAACGAGCAACGCGAUGGGACUGAUGUCUCAGUGCUCGUGAGGUCUGUGGAACUGGACCAAGCAGACUAUGAAGACGUGACAGACUGGAACACGGUCGGAUUUCGCUAUCGCCUGUGA
Molecule: messenger RNA, 1732 nt
Organism: Aspergillus homomorphus CBS 101889
Lineage: Eukaryota; Fungi; Ascomycota; Eurotiomycetes; Eurotiales; Aspergillaceae
Product: MFS general substrate transporter
Exons: 3
Coding region: 206-1732 (508 amino acids)
Biological process (GO): transmembrane transport; dipeptide transport; tripeptide transport
Cellular component (GO): plasma membrane
Molecular function (GO): dipeptide transmembrane transporter activity; allantoate transmembrane transporter activity
Source: RefSeq, a predicted model, not a curated record